AUGGAAAUUACUCCUGAUGCCAACAAUGCCUCAGUCUUCAACUGCUACGAUGGCAUCGUGCCAACUAGCGUACCAGAGCAAUGGAAUUAUCAAAUAUUUUAUUACGACCCAACGCAGCCAUCGAGUCCGGUUGGAAGCUACCUCUCAACUAAAGACUCACCAGAUUGUUCAGUUGUCCUAGUGGACAACAGCACCGCAACCGACGAGUGGAGAGCGAGAUUCUCCUUCCGGAUGAGUACACCACCAUACGCAUUCUUAUAUGGCCAUGCAGUCCGAGCGAGUCAAGAAGGGAUAGUGGCUGAACAAUCCGAAAGUUGGGGAAGUACUCUCGCCUGUUACGCUCAGGACGACUUAUCAAACUUGCUCCUUGGUGCAAUCUUUGUUGGAGUCUACCCUCGCGAAGAAGGGGCUUCAUUGCCUGAUGGAAAGGUUGAAAUUGUUUUCCAAUCCGGCGCUCAGGGCAGGUAUUUCAUGGCUAAGGGAGUUGCUAUCGCUCCCUCUACAGUGAUCUUGAGGGGUGGGGAUGUCCCACUGUCUCAGCGCGUUUGGCAACUACAGCGAAGGGACUGGAUUGGGGAUGUAUCCCAGACGUGUAUCGUGAAUGAUUUGAAUAGCCCAGUUUCCGGAUACGCAAUGGCCAAAAUGAAUGGCAUAAUUGGCUACUACUUCCUCACGCCCACGGGUAUUAUGCCUGUUUCACAGGGAAGACUGGGUCCAGAUCAUUCCACAUGGCAAGAUGAGGUCGCGAUUGCAGGAAAUGCCAACGGUCUCUUCUCCCUAACCAAUACGGGAGAUGUUUAUCUAUAUUCCAAGUCCCUAUCAGAGCGCGAGCCUUGCAAUAUUUUGCCGGACUAUAAGUUCUUGGACGUCAGUUGCACAAGUAUGGAUUCUUAUGUCUAUGCUAUCCAGACAGACCACACUGUGUGGAGAUAUGAUACGGCUCAUCAGCCCGGCACCUGGGAGCCAGUUUGGCAAGGAACCGAUUUCAAAGCAGCAGUUCUGAUGGCGUCAGAUGCUGCGGUCUUUGCCAUCGCACAUCCGACAUGUCCACCCCGAUAUGGUCCAUCUGGGGCUGUUUUCAGCCUCUUAGAUGGGCCUAGUCCUGUGCUCAUUGGCAGUGAUCAAUUACACAUCAAUCAGUUAAAGAUUGCCAGCAAUUUUCUGAUUGGAUUGGCAUCAGGUGACAACAAGAUGUAUGUCUGGAAUGGGGUCCCUGGCUCCUGGACCGAUCUUUCCACCGCGCCUCUCCGGCCAUGGGGCGGAGUCCGAGACGUGGUUGACGGCAGCAGUCUAGGAAUAGUUGCUUUGUCAGGGGACCAGCGUGAGAUUGUUCAGUUAGAUCUGCAUGAGCGGAGGUGGAAUUUCUUGGGUGCCCUGACUGACGAAUGGCGCCUAGAUGAGGGUAAAUUGACUCUGUGCGCACUUGUUGACGGUGUUGGGAUAUUUGGCAUUUGGAAUGGACGCGUGAUUUUCAUUCACCUGUCUGGAGGUGUGCAAUAA
Aspergillus thermomutatus is the source of this 1500-nucleotide messenger RNA. RefSeq lists its product as uncharacterized. Lineage: Eukaryota; Fungi; Ascomycota; Eurotiomycetes; Eurotiales; Aspergillaceae. The transcript has a single exon. The coding region runs from base 1 to 1500 and encodes 499 amino acids. The record is from RefSeq and is a predicted model, not a curated record.